Oreochromis aureus is the source of this 2356-nucleotide messenger RNA. Its product is annotated as serum response factor-like. Gene Ontology annotation, molecular function: serum response element binding; protein dimerization activity; DNA-binding transcription factor activity, RNA polymerase II-specific. Lineage: Eukaryota; Metazoa; Chordata; Actinopteri; Cichliformes; Cichlidae. The record is from RefSeq and is a predicted model, not a curated record. Gene Ontology annotation, biological process: positive regulation of transcription by RNA polymerase II. The transcript has 8 exons. Bases 342 to 1853 code for a protein of 503 amino acids.
UGUGGAGCGGAGUGAUCCGUGGGGGGCCGGGCCUCGCUGCUCUGUGAAAACAACUUCACAACUUUUUCUAAUUUCUGAUCGAUCCGGAUCGAUUUCCUUCGGAAAGUGUGCCCGGCGGCUCCACGUCACGGCCCGCGGGCUCCCGGAACUUCCUAACGGACUCACGGAUCGACCUGUCGCUGAAGAGCCGCUGAGCGCUUAGCCUAGCACCGUUAGCCACGCAGCUAGCGGUGCGGUUAGCCGACCCCGGCCCGGCGCGGAGCUCCGAGCCCCGCCGAGGCUCGCUCCGGCGCACCUGGAGGAUCUAUCUUCCGGGCCUGGUUGGAGGGACGCUGAUAAGGAUGCUGGCGGGCAGCGGGGCCGAGAUGGGCUCCAGAACCUUACCUGGACGCGUGAGCAGCACAGACACGGCCGGACCGGAACCGGACACGGUCCGUGAGACUGGCGGGGGGGCGCCGGACGACCGGGACUACAGCGCCGAGGGGGCGUUCAGCGGCUCCGACCAGGACUCGGACUCCGCGGAGGACGAUGACAUGGGGGGCCCGGGUGGGGACCGGAGGGGCGUGAAGCGGGAGAGGAGCGAGCGGGAGGUCGGGCAUCAGGCGGCGCAGAGCUCCGGAGGCCUCAGCGGGGCGUACAGUGGCCUGAGGCCCGGGGCGGCGGGGGUGAAGCCCGGCAAGAAGACCCGAGGCAGGGUGAAGAUCAAGAUGGAGUUCAUAGACAACAAGCUGCGUAGGUACACCACCUUCAGCAAGAGGAAGACCGGCAUCAUGAAGAAGGCAUACGAGCUGUCCACGCUCACAGGUACGCAGGUGUUGCUGCUUGUUGCCAGCGAAACGGGCCACGUGUACACCUUCGCCACAAGGAAGCUGCAGCCGAUGAUCACGUCAGAGACGGGGAAGGCUCUGAUCCAGACCUGCCUGAACUCGCCAGACUCGCCGCCGCGCUCCGACCCCUCCUCCGACCAGAGGAUGAGCGCCACGGGCUUCGAGGAGACUGAUCUCAGCUACCAGGUGUCAGAAGCUGACGGCUGCUCCGAGGCUGCCAAGGAUCUGAUCAAACCGGCCUUCAGCCUGGCCGGCUCCUCCUCCUCCUCCUCCACAUCCUGCUCCUCUUCAUCCUCAGCGUCCCUGCAGGUGCAGACCAGCGCCCCCUCCUGGCAGCCGCCGUCCUCGACCGCCAACGGGACGCUGCUGAAGACAUCAGCUGGGGUCGUGCUUCCUGGAGGCUUUACCUUGAUGUCAGGUGGCUCGCUACCUCCGGGCGCACACACCAUACCCCUCAGCCAGCUGCAGGGCCAGUCUUUGGCCAUCCAGGGCCCCGUGGCUCCAGGCCCCACCCCCACGCUGCACGCUCCACCCACACAGUCAGCCACGCUGCUGCGGCUUCCUGCCACCGUGUCGCUGUCAGGACCCGGAGUCUCCCAGCAGCUGCAGACAAUCCAAGUACAGACCAGCAGCCAGCAGGCAACCGCCAAUCAGAGCAGCUCUGACAUGCAGAGCCCUGCCUCCUCCACAGCGAGUCUUCCCGUCUCCAUCGUCUCCUCCCCUUCCUCCUCCUCUUCCUCGGUAGCAGGUCACAUGAUGUACCCGGGCAGUCACACGGUGAUGUAUGCCGCACCGACGCCCUCGCUGGGCGACGGCAGCCUCACCGUCCUCAACACCUUCCCUCCAGCAGGCCACGCCCAGUCACAUGACCCAGCCGCUGUGCCGCAGGUCUUCCUCACCUCCCUCCCUCCAGUCGCCACUCAGAUCCCAGUUUCUGCAGUCCAGCUGCACCCGGUACCAUCACACGCUAACUGCACGACAACAACACACGACAAGUUCACGCACAUCCCUGCAGGCGGCCGUUAACAUCGAGUCAAAUGGUCAUCAGUCAACAGAGCAGCAACAACCUGACCGAGCUGCAGGUCGUCAGUCUGGACGUCCACCAAUCAAAAGAUGACUGAGAUGAACUCAGAUGAUUUGUUUCCUUCUUUGUGGUGGCGGUUUGAUGGACUUCCUGUUUACGUGUUUGUGUUGAUCAUGUAAACAAAAACAAGAUUGUGACAUCAUCAGUUGGUACUUCCUGGAACGCUGAUCCGUCGCUGAUGUCCAGGUGAAUGUAGUGAUGAUGUCACUCUGCCAGGCGUCUUUCAUUUGAGAUGAAGAGCAGAAAGUGCCAAAAGUGUGUGGACGCUCGUUUGCCUGGCGGUGUCGCUGCAGUGACACAUGGACAGCAGGAACACCAGGAGCAUCACUUCCUGUAUGGACCUUUCAAAGUAAAACCUGGAUGUGUAUUCUCUGAACGUUCAUCUUUGAUUUGCAGAAAUGUGAAAAUGAUUUCAGUUGUUAUUAAAAUGUUUCAUGUGAACGUC